Messenger RNA from Erpetoichthys calabaricus (reedfish), 2501 nucleotides. RefSeq names its product TBCC domain containing 1 (gene tbccd1). The coding region runs from base 185 to 1867 and encodes 560 amino acids. The transcript has 7 exons. Lineage: Eukaryota; Metazoa; Chordata; Cladistia; Polypteriformes; Polypteridae. Gene Ontology annotation, cellular component: spindle pole centrosome. The record is from RefSeq and is a predicted model, not a curated record. Gene Ontology annotation, biological process: maintenance of centrosome location; maintenance of Golgi location.
UGCACAUGCGCACUUGUUCUGCUGGCCACUGUGGCGCCAAGCGGCUUUUUUUACUUUUUGGCUUUCAAGAGAAAAGCGAUCGUUGAGAAAAUGAAGUGUAUAAGGACUUCAGCGUUUACUUCAUUAUGCACAUAAUCCAUACAGUAUUUGCAGUCCGUGUAGUCUUCAAAAGAAGAGCUUUAUUAUGGAACAGAAGACGGUGAGUGUAUGGGUACGACUGGAGCCAUUUUUACUGGGGGCUCUACCAACUCCUCCUCCAGCCAAAUUCAGCAUGCACUAUCUCCGUAAGAUGUCUACAUAUGUAAGGACACGUGCUAAGGAUGGCUGUUUCCCACGGAUCUACUGGCCUAUGUGGAAACAUAUUGCAUGUGGCAAGCUGCAGCUGCCUGCUGAGCUGGCAUGGGUCUAUUUUGAAGCAUUUGAUAUGUUGACAGAAAAGAGCGUAGAAGACCGAUUAGAGUGGGCAGAAGCAGCAUCACAGUGUACCUCUCAAGAAGAACUUGAUCAACUAAGGCAUACGCUCUCUGUGGACACUCUGCAGUUCCUGUUAUUUCUCUAUAUUCAACAGUUAAAUCGGGUUUCACUUCGCACAUCACUUAUUGGUGAAGAGUGGCCCAGUCCCCGGACACGAUCGCCUUCUCCUGAAAUUGAGAGUAAAUCCAGUCUGCAGAAUAAGAACUGGGAUGAUCAAGCACAUCUAACAUUUGUUCAGACGCACCUUUUUGACUUACUGGAGUUGGUUUUGGAUCCAGAUCAGCUAAGUUCUUCAGGACAUCAUGUACAAGACAGCUUAUUGUCCACAGAAGCACUUUGUGGACUCAGUUUUUUGCUGGAAGGGUCAGUUAGUAGAGGACGAUCUGUGCACCUACUCCAUGAGCUAUUAUUAUGGGCACCUUUACAGUCACAGGCUGGUUUUUCUAAACUAUCUCAGGCCUUCUCAGUCCGGAAAUUGCAAGGCUGGUUGCACGAUACUCUCACCAGUAAUCCAUUUGGUACUACUGCCUGCUUCAAAACUGGCAAGAAACUUGCUUGGGUACAACAAAUAGAAGGAAAAAUGAAGAGGGCAAAGAUUGUUAGGAACACCCACAAUGCUCCUGCAGGUAGCAGGGUUGUGAUCAUUUCUCAGGUUUAUAAGCAGACACUGGCCAAAGAUUCUGAAAAACUUAUUGGAGCAAGUGUGAAACUGCAUCGAUGUAAUGAAUCCUUUAUCUACCUCCUCUCACCAAUGAGAUCUGUUAUUAUUGAAAAAUGCUGGAAUAGCACCAUAGUCCUGGGACCGGUGCAAACUACUGUCCAUGUACAGAACUGUCAGGAUGUGAAGGUAGUUUGUGUGACAGGCAAGAUUUCAGUUUGUGCCUCCUCUUUCUGUACCCUUCACGUGUUGACGCCAACACGACCUUUACUGCUGGCUGGAAAUGAAGCUCUGACACUAGCACCGUACCAUACUCACUAUCCAGCUCUUGAGGACCACAUGGCAAUCAUUGGACUGGCUGUUGUGCCAAAUGUCUGGGACCAGCCAUUGUGCCUUGGUGCAGAUGGCAUUGAGAACCCCUCUACUCCUGUUUAUAGCCUUCUAUCCCCAAGUGACUUCUAUGAGUUUGUGGUGCCCUUUGAGAUGGAAGGAGAUACCAGUGAGAUUCCUGGAGGAUUACCCCCACUGUACCAGAAAGCUCUUAUAGACAGAAAGCAGAAGGUGCACACCUGGCAAAAGAUGGUGAAGGAGGCGCAGCUUAGCAAAGAACAACGGAAGCAGUUUAAGGCCGUGGUAGAACAAAAGUUUCAUGAGUGGCUCUGUGAGACUGGACAAAAGCAGCAGUUGGACAGCUUAAUCCCACCUUCCACUAUCUCCAAGCAAGCAGCUGGAUAGAAGAUUGUUUAAUGUAGGCACAAAACUGGAAUUCAGCUCCACGGUUAAUGGACAAUUGGAAAAGCAGCAUACAGUCCACACUAUCGACAGAAUUGGCAAGUCAAGCGUGCAGGCUUUGGACUUUACUUUCUUAAUUUAAUUAAAAUCUGCAAUCUUUAAAUAUGUCCCUGGUUGGUAGUAGAAUUUAUCUACAGAUUUUUGAUAUAUGCCUUACCUAUGUGCUGUUUGCUUGUCCGGGUCAUUUUCAAGGAAAAUAUAAGAACACCUAUUUGAAGUAAUCUUGUAUUAAGAGCUAAAUAGAAGAGACUUGGUUUGACCUGCCAUUCUGUAGCCAGCCAGGCCUGAGAGGUUCGCCGAUUGAUUACUCAACCUGGACUUUGUUGUCUUUGCACAGUGUGAUUCAGUCCCGUAAGGAGCUUUCUUGUGUGGUUGUUCAGAUGACAUGCACAUUCAUUUUCCAGGAGUAGAGAGAGAUUGUCAACCAUCCUGUAGGCUGUUGUUGCCUUAUAAUUGUUUGGGUGUGACAAAAUUGGUUUGUUGCAUUUUAAUCAGCUGAUCACAAUUUCGGCUGGUAUUAAUUUUUCAAAUAUUCUUUUUUGCUUAAGAGUAUUUUAUUUUAAAAUGUUCCUGAAAA